This is a messenger RNA of Rattus norvegicus (Norway rat), 2462 nucleotides long. RefSeq names its product phosphatidylserine synthase 1 (gene Ptdss1). Lineage: Eukaryota; Metazoa; Chordata; Mammalia; Rodentia; Muridae. The record is from RefSeq and is marked provisional. The transcript is spliced from 13 exons. Gene Ontology annotation, molecular function: L-serine-phosphatidylcholine phosphatidyltransferase activity; L-serine-phosphatidylethanolamine phosphatidyltransferase activity. Bases 108 to 1529 code for a protein of 473 amino acids. Gene Ontology annotation, cellular component: endoplasmic reticulum membrane. Gene Ontology annotation, biological process: phosphatidylserine biosynthetic process.
CCCGGCCCCAGCGUCAGGCUAGUUUGCCGCUGCGGUCCUUCACUGCCGGGGUCCCAGCCUUCUCGGGCCGGGGCCUCCGGCGCCGCGGCAGGACGGGGAGAAGAACUAUGGCGUCCUGCGUAGGGAGCAGGACUCUGAGCAAGGAUGAUGUGAACUACAGGAUGCAUUUCCGCAUGAUCAACGAGCAGCAAGUGGAGGACAUCACCAUAGACUUCUUCUACCGGCCGCACACCAUCACCCUGCUCAGCUUUACCAUCAUCAGCCUCAUGUACUUCGCCUUCACCAGGGAUGACUGUGUUCCUGAAGACAACAUCUGGAGAGGCAUCCUUUCCGUUAUCUUCUUCUUCCUCAUCAUCAGCGUGUUAGCAUUCCCCAAUGGCCCUUUUACUCGGCCCCAUCCAGCCUUAUGGCGAAUGGUUUUUGGCCUCAGUGUGCUGUACUUCCUCUUCUUGGUAUUCCUCCUGUUCCUGAACUUCGAGCAGGUUAAAUCCCUGAUGUAUUGGCUCGACCCCAAUCUCCGAUACGCCACCAGAGAAGCAGACAUCAUGGAGUAUGCCGUGAACUGUCAUGUGAUCACCUGGGAGAGAAUCGUUAGUCACUUUGAUAUAUUUGCUUUUGGGCAUUUCUGGGGCUGGGCCAUGAAGGCCUUGUUGAUCCGUAGUUAUGGGCUCUGCUGGACAAUCAGUAUCACCUGGGAGCUGACAGAGCUUUUCUUCAUGCAUCUUCUGCCCAACUUUGCUGAGUGCUGGUGGGACCAGGUCAUUCUGGACAUCCUGUUGUGUAAUGGUGGUGGAAUCUGGCUGGGCAUGGUCGUUUGCCGGUUUUUGGAGAUGAGGACUUACCACUGGGCAAGCUUCAAGGACAUCCACACCACCACAGGGAAGAUCAAGCGUGCUGUGCUACAGUUCACCCCUGCUAGCUGGACCUACGUCAGGUGGUUUGACCCCAAGUCUUCCUUUCAGAGAGUGGCUGGUAUAUACCUUUUCAUGAUCAUCUGGCAGCUGACUGAGUUGAAUACCUUCUUCUUGAAGCACAUCUUUGUGUUCCAAGCCAGCCAUCCCUUAAGCUGGUGCAGAAUUCUCUUCAUCGGCUGCAUUACGGCUCCCACAGUGAGACAGUACUACGCCUACCUCACGGACACACAGUGCAAGCGUGUGGGGACACAGUGCUGGGUAUUUGGGGUCAUUGGUUUCCUGGAAGCCAUUGUUUGCAUCAAAUUUGGACAAGAUCUCUUCUCUAAGACCCAGAUACUCUACGUGGUGCUUUGGCUUCUUUGUGUGGCCUUCACUACGUUCCUGUGUCUGUACGGCAUGGUUUGGUAUGCAGAGCACUAUGGACACCGGGAAAAGACCUAUUCAGAGUGCGAAGAUGGCACUUACAGUCCAGAGAUCUCUUGGUAUCACGGGAAAGGCUCAAAAGGUUCUGAGGACAGCCCACCGAAGCAUUCAAACAACAACGAAAGCCAUUCUUCCAGAAGAAGGAACCGGCAUUCCAAGUCCAAAGUCACCAAUGGAGUUGGGAAGAAAUGAAGGAGGCGAGUUAAUGUCCGAUGUUCCAGAGUGCCUAGACCUGAGAGGAAAACAGCACAUUUGGACCUUCCUAUGCGGAGAUCAAAAUGUACAGAAAGAACAGAGGGAGCUUUGAGGAUCAUGAUUUGAGGGUAUAAGUCUUGUCUCCCAUCCACCUGGACACAACACUAGGUUCACCAUGGCUUGGGGCCCUUUGCCAACUGGAGUUGUUUCUUAACUUCAGCACAUGGCUUGCGUUCUCUGGUAGCAAUACAGUGUGCUGGAAGGACAGGAGAGCUGUUUGUCCCCAGCUGCCAGCAGUGGCUCUAUGCUGGUGUGUCUUGUGGAUGUUGUAUAAAUGUCUUCAUUCAGAUGUUGACUUAACCGACUGGCUAAUGAACUGGUCACUGGGUUUUAUUUUUAUGAGUCUGCCUUUCCAUUUGAUUGAUUGUUUACAUUCAGUCAGUCUGCUCUUACUUAGUGUUUUCAAGUUAAAAUGCUUAAAAGCUUCCAGAAUCCACUGCUGAAACUGGGGGAGGGUUCCUUCUGGAGAAACAAAGGGUGGAAGGAGCUUAUAUCCCUGCUUAGCAUACUCAGUCCCCAGCCACACGGCAGAUGACCAGCAGCCUGAGUGAAGAGGCUGGCUGCUGGCCCUGGAGCCUCGGCUUUAGAUUAGAACUGUUUUUGUUCCCUUCCAAAUACUGUCCAGACUGAGUGCACAAGAACGACCUUGCUAGAGGGGCUGGGACACGGGCUCUCCUGCCAGGUGCCUUUUCCGCGUGCGUGGUUUUCCUUCUGUGAUGUGUUACCUUCUUCAUCUUUCUGUCUCAUGUGAGGUGCUAGUGAGUAUUAACUAACCUUCGUCUGUGCCAUGCUCUACUAGAACAUUCUCCGGGUCUACCCUGGAUCCUUGUUUAAAUAAACCAGUUCACAUUAAAAAGUUCAUCAAAGAUC